This is a messenger RNA of Trichoderma asperellum CBS 433.97, 1995 nucleotides long. RefSeq lists its product as uncharacterized. The record is from RefSeq and is a predicted model, not a curated record. Gene Ontology annotation, cellular component: nucleus. Gene Ontology annotation, biological process: regulation of DNA-templated transcription. NCBI's taxonomy places the organism in Eukaryota, Fungi, Ascomycota, Sordariomycetes, Hypocreales, Hypocreaceae. Gene Ontology annotation, molecular function: DNA-binding transcription factor activity, RNA polymerase II-specific; transcription cis-regulatory region binding; zinc ion binding.
AUGGCCGAGUCCAAGGCCUCUCGCAGCAUUGGCAAACACGCCUGCCAGGCUUGCCGUAGGAGGAAGACACGAUGCUAUACCGACACGCUCAAAGAGAACGGCAAGUGUCGGCGUUGUCAAGCACAAGAAAUCAACUGCGAAUGGAAGGAAAUCUCAAAGACCCGGAAGCGUACCCGUACUGGCUCGCGCAUCGCGGAGCUAGAGGAGAAGAUUGUAUCGCUCACAUCGGCCAUGAACAAUCUCGACAAGAAUAACGUCUUGAGUGGAUCCGCUGGGAACUCUCCUAAUAAUUCUCACUCUCCAAAUCGUUUUCAUAGAUUUGAAAGCACAUUGGGCUCUGUAACGACUGACAAUGCUGUGCCCGUAGCUUCGGACACAAAUAUCCUACCCACCAUCGACUCGUCUGGGCCACCAUCGCGGGGAUUAGCCAGCGCCCGACAUGGUAAAGAUCAUAACCCACCAGAAAGCGGUUCCGAACCGUUGAAUCUGACGUCGGCUGCUAAGAAGAAACUUCUUCGCUGUUUCUUCAAUACGCUGCUUCCGCAGUACCCGGUGGUUCGUUCAGUGGCCAACAUGCCUCUCGAGUCGUUAGAGGAAUAUCGGCCGUAUUCGGCCAGAGCAAUGAUUACAGCAGCCUGCAGCGUUCUGGAACCACAGCUAUUCAAAGACAUGCAUACUCAAAGUACAAAAACUCUGGCUCAUGUAGUGCUCGUGCAGGGCCACAAAAGCCUUGACCUGCUUCAAGCACUUCUGAUAACCGCGGUAUGGGGAUGUCCCCCAACUAACUUGGAGCACCUGAAUAUCUCCCAAUGGUCUCAUACCGCAUGCACAAUGGCCAUGGAUCUCGGAUAUGGCGGCAGGACAUCAUGGCAGGCGCAGAACCAAGAUAUUGCCGAGCUUUCCCAAGACGCCUCGGACGGCAUGCUGGAAAGGUAUCGGGCAAUGUUUGGCGUCUAUUUGACAUGUUCAAGAAUUGCCAUUAGCUUUCGACGACAGAGGAUCAUAUCAUUCAGCCCUUCCACUGGCGUGGCGUUAGCCAUCUUCAAACAAUAUGCCACUGAGACAAAUGACCAACGACUCGUGGCGUGGCUUCAGCUGCAAGCUAUAGCUGAGGAUAUAGAGGCUAUGAAGAGAGAGGCCGAGAUGAGCUCCGACCCUGCCGUAGUGGAGCAUAUCAAUGUCAAGGAGAAAUCCGCUCUGCUCGAACAGCGCUUGCGAGAAUGGGAGGCAAAGCUUGACCGAACACUGCUGACUGCUUCCCUCGAGAUCGAUCUUAACUUGUGCAAGAGCAAGCUCCACGAACUCGUCAUUUGCUUUGAUCACAAUGUCCAGAGCCUCAGUCUGCCAUCAUUGGCAACAAAAUCCGACGCUCCUCUGCCCGGCUCUCGCGCUCCACUCAGCCCCACGUAUACCCGCAUACUGUUGUCUUUUAUCAGUGACUGUCAGUCUAUCCUGGAUGUUCUGUUAAACACAGGUCUAGAGAAUAUCCGAUCGCUACCACUUCUCACAUUUUUCCGAGUUCCAUAUGCCUUCAAAGCCUUGGCCAUGCUGCAGAAACGCGUCACUGAUCCAAACGACAAAAUCAGCCAGAUCAUCGACAAUGACACUCUCAAGUGGUCACACUAUGCGCACAGUGUUUCCAAGGUUCUCGAAGACGCAAGCACACAUGGGCUCUACGCUCCAGCAGCGGUGGUACUCCAGAUUAGAGACACCGUGGGAAACAUGCAUCUUGCAGAGAGCAUUCCGACGCCAUCCGUGCAUACUCGAACACUUCGAUCGAGCACUGCCCCAAGUCCGGGACAAUAUAUGCCGACACCCCCAGACGUGGUGGUCGGAAUUCAGGAUGCUUUGCCUAACAAUACAGCUUUUGGUGAUUGUAAUGUCGGACUGUGGCCAGACGACUACGGAUUUGCCUUCAUGUCAGAACAGGAGAUUCCCAUGUCCAAUUUUUACUACGGAAUGGAUAAUGUUGGCGACCGAUCAGGGGGCUGGUGA